GUUCAACCGGCCUGCACAACAAAUAAAAGUGUUUCAUUCUUAGCAGCGAGGUUUAGAUUUCGCAACACAUGUUUUGUAACCUGGUGCAUGUCUAACCUUGCAAACGUUUGUAUGAAAAAAGGGAGACGAAUCGGUUAUUCUGCAGUCGUGCAAACGUUAGCAAGAUAGCCUAGCAAGCCAGUCUAAUCAGCUUGCAUGAGCGCCAGUAAGAAGUGGUUUAGCCUGAUGGCUCCGUGCACUGGCAGCGUGCAAGCACUGGUGCACGGUGAGUUUUAAGUUGGGAAAACGCUACCUGCUGUUCACUGAAGAGGUGUGUUGAGUGGUGCUGGCUCCAGUAAUAUCUAAGUCAUGUCAGUGCGGGAGGCUUUUAAUCCAGAGAGUUAUGAGCUGGAUAAAAACUUCAGGCUGACACGCUUCACAGAGCUCAAGGGCACUGGCUGCAAAGUGCCUCAGGAUGUGCUUCAGAAACUUCUGGAGUCUUUGCAGGAGAAUCAUUAUCAGGAAGAUGAGCAGUUCCUUGGAGCAGUUAUGCCCAGACUGGGCAUUGGCAUGGACACCUGUGUAAUUCCCCUGAGACAUGGGGGACUUUCAUUAGUGCAGACAACAGACUACAUUUACCCUAUAGUAGAUGACCCAUAUAUGAUGGGCAGAAUCGCAUGUGCCAACGUCUUGAGUGACCUAUAUGCUAUGGGAGUGACUGAGUGUGAUAAUAUGUUGAUGCUGUUGGGUGUUAGUAACAAACUCUCAGAAAAGGAGCGAGACAAGGUAAUGCCGCUGAUUAUCCAGGGUUUUAAGGAUGCAUCUGAAGAAGCUGGAACCUCAGUGACUGGUGGUCAGACUGUGCUUAACCCAUGGAUAGUCCUUGGGGGUGUGGCUACAACUGUGUGCCAACCAAAUGAGUUCAUUAUGCCAGAUAACGCAGUUCCAGGUGAUGUCCUGGUUCUUACCAAACCUCUGGGCACUCAGGUGGCUGUAGCAGUGCACCAGUGGCUGGACAUUCCAGAGAAAUGGAACAAGAUUAAGUUAGUAGUAACCCAGGAGGAUGUGGAGCUAGCUUAUCAAGAGGCCAUGCUAAACAUGGCCAGACUCAACAGAACAGCGGCGGGUCUGAUGCACACAUUUAAUGCACACGCUGCCACUGACAUCACGGGUUUCGGGAUCUUGGGGCAUGCUCAGAACCUCGCCCGGCAGCAGCGAAGUGAGGUCUCUUUCGUCAUUCACAACCUGCCUGUCCUCGCCAAGAUGGCUGCUGUGAGCAAAGCCUGUGGAAACAUGUUCGGCCUCAUGCACGGCACCUGCCCAGAGACCUCAGGAGGCUUGCUCAUCUGUCUUCCACGGGAGCAAGCUGCACGAUUUUGCGCUGAGAUCAAGUCCCCUAAAUACGGCGAGGGCCACCAGGCAUGGAUCAUCGGCAUCGUGGAGAAGGGCAACCGCACGGCUCGCAUCAUUGACAAGCCACGCAUCAUCGAGGUUGCCCCGCAGGUGGCUACGCAGAACGUCAACACCACACCAGGAACGACGUCCUAAACCAGACCCCACGACCCCAGUUCCUGACCUGAACAGUUAGCUUACUCUAGCACCACCACAGAGUAGAUGCACACAAACCACCUGCCCACCACUGCCUUAUGGCACAUACUACAUGGACAUGCUUAAGACAAAAAGGAAAACAAUAAAACAAUGGGCAGAAAAUGAUAGAAAACUCCAUGGCUUUUUGUGUAGAUAGUUUCUUGUUAAAAGCAGCUACAGAAGCACCUAUUUGUAAGGCGGCUUCUGCAGUGAAUGAAGAGUAUGAUGUUGGUCUCAUACUGCUGAUUCGAUGUUGAAUCUUUCCUGCUCUUCUUCAAUGUGAGUUGUGCUCUCACACCUGCCCACUUGCACCUAUAUACAUACCCCAUGACAUAAGAAUCGCCAGUGUUUUCAUACAUUGUAGCGAUAUAUUCUGAUCAGUGUGCAAAUUCUAGCAGUAGUUUGGACUGUAACCAAUGCCUUGAACAGUAGCUAAAGAUGAACUGAUGAAGAGAAUGAGUAUAUAGGGUUUUUUCUUUACUUUUGUAUUAUACUCCCUUGAACUAAUCAAAUAAAGUGUCCCUUGUUUUGAAUGGUCUGAAUGAAUGAAAAGUAAUUCUGUAAGACUAGUCAAGCCCAAGGUUCUUUAAAGUGUUACAUCUUUAAAGUGUACCAUGUCUACCUUAAAUGGCAGUGUGUUGACCUUUUGUCAGAGAAUGUAAACAGCAGAGAUGCAGUUUAUAUAUUGUAUGAUAUUCACUGUUUAAUAUAGAUGUCAUUAGAUUCUUCUGUGAUAGAGUUAAGUUUUUAUAUUCUCUAUAAAGACCCUAUGAUAUAUAUUUUUUUCUCUCUGUCUCUCUAUCUAAUGGUGACAUAUGCAUUUAUGGCCCUGAAUAAAUCUAAUCUUUUUUUAA
This is a messenger RNA of Electrophorus electricus (electric eel), 2420 nucleotides long. It is a transcript of the gene sephs1, whose product is annotated as selenophosphate synthetase 1. Gene Ontology annotation, molecular function: ATP binding; selenide, water dikinase activity. Gene Ontology annotation, cellular component: cytoplasm. Gene Ontology annotation, biological process: L-selenocysteine biosynthetic process. The record is from RefSeq and is a predicted model, not a curated record. Lineage: Eukaryota; Metazoa; Chordata; Actinopteri; Gymnotiformes; Gymnotidae.